This is a messenger RNA of Ziziphus jujuba (common jujube), 798 nucleotides long. Its product is annotated as cytochrome c oxidase subunit 6B-like protein new16. NCBI's taxonomy places the organism in Eukaryota, Viridiplantae, Streptophyta, Magnoliopsida, Rosales, Rhamnaceae. The transcript is spliced from 4 exons. The record is from RefSeq and is a predicted model, not a curated record. Bases 102 to 413 code for a protein of 103 amino acids. Gene Ontology annotation, cellular component: respiratory chain complex IV; mitochondrion.
UGGAGAUGCAGCAGCAGUAACCCCAAAACCCCUUUUCGAGAAAAGGUCGAAAUCAGUAAAGCAGAAGAAGCAGCUGCUCUUGUUUCGGGAGGCAAAGCGCCAUGGCUCAGCCUCAGGAAGCUUACGCCACACGAAACCCCAAUAAUAUCCGUACCGACGUGCUCGCUGAAGCCAGACAAGCUUGCUAUAAGGCUCGCGAUGCUUUCUAUGCGUGUGUAGAGAAGGAAACGGACAAGAAACCUACUGAAAUUGCAUCUGUGGGGCUCUUGUACCCCUCAGAUUGCAAGGCUUCGAGGGCCGAAUUUGAAAAACUGUGCCGAGCUUCGUGGGUGAACCACUUCGAUAGACAGUACUGCAAGAACAGAAGGGUACAGAGGCUUUUGGAUGAUAAAGAAUCGAGAAGAGGGGUAUAAGGCUUCGCUUUGGCCCCUGGUGAUGGUGGAACUGUCAUCUUGGUAAAAUUUUGGGUGAAUAUCGCCAUUCAAGUCAAGAGAAAGUGCUUCUAGAAUGAACUUAUAGCUUGCUGCAGCAUUUUUACAUUGGGAUGUUGUUAAUUUCUUGGUGUCUAUUCUUUUCAUGGCAUUGGGGACUAAAUUGGGAAAGAAAAAUUAUUUUCCCCCCUCUGGACAUGAAAAGAUGUGUUUUCUGUCCUAGCAUGAAGAAAUAAGUAUCGUCAUACUAACUCUACGGUCCAUGUCUGUGAUUCUGAAUACCUAGUCUAAAUUUUCCUUAUCGUUGGAAAACCAAGUGUACAAUGCUUGUAUUUCCACGUUAAUUCAGGUUUGGACUUUUGCUUUA